CCCCUGUCUGCAAAGCCCUUUCCAAAUCCACCUCCGGCUGGUCCUCCAGCUCAUCCCUAUCCAGAGGGUCACCAGCCAAGAAACCCCUGGCGACAAAGGCCCUGCAGUUUGAGAGUGAGCCGCAGAUGGAGCCCAGCCCAGACGGCCUCGAAUCCGAACAUCUAGCCAGCAGCCUCCCCUCUCCCCUCUUCCACCUGAUUGGCCAGGUAGCUGAAACCGCAGAGGAGAAGUAUCGUCUGCUAGAGCAGCGGGACAAGAUCCUGCGACAGGCUCGGCCCAAGAGGACCGACCUGGAUCUGUCCAAGGUGUUUGUGGGUACGUGUCCUGACAUGUGUCCGGAGAAGGAGCGUUACAUGAGGGAGACCCGGAACCAACUGAGCUCUUUUGAGGUCAUCCCCAACACGGAGAAGGUGGACCACACUGCUGCCAUUAAGGAGUACAGCAGGUCCUCUGCUGACCAGGAGGAGCCCCUCCCCCAUGAACUGCGGCCCCUUACUGUGCUGAACAUGACCAUGAACUACCUGGUUACCCAGGUCAUGGACCAGGGUGAGGACAACUACCGUGACUGGUAUGACUUUGUGUGGAACCGCACACGAGGUAUCCGGAAGGAUAUCACUCAGCAGCACCUGUGCGACCCGCUUACGGUGUCCCUUAUUGAAAAGUGCGCCCGCUUCCACAUCCACUGCGCACACCACCUGUGCCAGGAGCCCAUGAUGUCCUUUGAUGCUAAGAUCAACAAUGAAAACCUGACCAAAUGCCUGCAGAGCCUCAAGGAGAUGUACCAGGACCUGGCCAGCAAGAACAUCUACUGCCCUCAUGAGGCAGAGUUUCGGCAGUACAGCGUGCUCCUGAAGCUCAAUGAUGGAGACAUCCUCCGGGAGGUGCAGCAAUUCCGGGCGGAGCUCCGAAACUCUCCGGAGGUGAAGUUUGCCGUCCAGGCCUUUGCCGCUGUCAACAGCAACAACUUCGUGAGGUUCUUCAAGCUGGUCAAGGUGGCCUCGUAUCUGGCUGGUUGCAUCUUGCACCGCUACUUCGACCAGGUGCGCCGUGAGGCUCUGCGGGCCCUGAAUGUGGCCUACAGCUCCCGUGGUUCCACCACAUUCCCGGUCGAAGACCUGGUCCGGAUGCUCAUGUUCCAGAAUGCCGGCGAGGCUUCGGACCUCGCGCUGCAGUAUGGGCUCGCGGUCGAUGCAGGCAUGGUGGAGCUAAGCCGGACAGCGUACCAGGAGCCUGAGAUCCAGCCACGUCCAAAGCGCUCUGUGGCCAUCGCAAGGAAGCGGGAGGUUGUGGCUCUGUAA
Messenger RNA from Brienomyrus brachyistius, 1298 nucleotides. Its product is annotated as germinal-center associated nuclear protein-like. Lineage: Eukaryota; Metazoa; Chordata; Actinopteri; Osteoglossiformes; Mormyridae. The transcript is spliced from 9 exons. Gene Ontology annotation, cellular component: transcription export complex 2; nucleus; cytoplasm. The coding region runs from base 126 to 1298 and encodes 390 amino acids. The record is from RefSeq and is a predicted model, not a curated record. Gene Ontology annotation, biological process: mRNA export from nucleus.